Molecule: messenger RNA, 1944 nt
Organism: Aphidius gifuensis
Lineage: Eukaryota; Metazoa; Arthropoda; Insecta; Hymenoptera; Braconidae
Gene: CCDC151
Exons: 8
Coding region: 140-1819 (559 amino acids)
Biological process (GO): cilium movement; outer dynein arm assembly
Cellular component (GO): cilium
Source: RefSeq, a predicted model, not a curated record
AUGAGUCUCGAUCAAACAUUGUUGUCAAGACAACUUUUAAAGUUACAUCAAUACUUGGAAUGAAUUACUUGAAUGAUAUAUCUAUAGACAAGUAAUAGACAAUUUUAUUUUUAAUAAGAAAAAAAAUAGAUAAAUAAAUAUGGCUGAUCCACUUGUUACUGAGAAUCAAGAUAAUAAAUUAACAAUAUUAAAUAAAAAAAUUAUUGAAAUUAAAAAAAAAAUACAACUUUCUGAGGGACAGAGAAAAGCUAAUUUUGAAGAAUGUGAUGCUAAAAAACGUGAGAGUUCAGAUAAAAUUUUAAAUUUAAAAAAAAGUAUUAAAUUAUUGCAGAUAAAAUAUUGCAAAGAAAAAAAUAAUGAAGAAGCAGCAGAAAAAGUUGUUCAAACGAGUAGAGAAUCAUCAGUUUGUGUUAAAAAACGAGGUCUUGAAGAGGCUAUUAACAGGAUCGACGAAGACAGCAUUCGAUUAAGAAAAAAACUUGAUCUUGUUAAAUAUGAAAGUGACAAGCAACAAGAAAAAUUAGCAAAAUUAUUAAAUGAAUACGAGGAGCUAGUUAAUGGAAGAAGCCACAAAAUUAUUGAGAAAAAAUUUGAAAUUCCUCUUAAAAAGAAAAUAAUUAGUUUGGAAAAUCAUUUACAUCGUGUUAGUGUAAUGCAAAUGGAAGCUGAUACAGUGAGAAAAAAAUAUAGAUCAGUUAGAGCAAGUUUAAAAUCAGAUGCAGCAUUUUAUGUGUCGUCAUUAAAAAAUCUUGAAGAAAAUAUUAAAGAUCAAGAAUUGGAAAUACAACAGUUACAGAGUGUUAAAAAUGAAGCAAUUGAAUUGAGAGAUUUAACAAGAGAAACAUUAACAAAACAAGAAAUUGAUGCAAUGAAUAAAAGUAAAGAGCAUGAAAAUGUUAUACUUGAUUAUCGACAAAGAGUUGAAGAUCGUAGAUUAGAACUAGAAAGACUUGAAAGAUUAAUAUUUCCAUCAAUGAAAAUUCAACAACGUGAUGAUGAUUUUGAUGCUACCGAAAAAAUUGAUCCAAGCAAUGAUAAUAAUUGUGCUGGACAAUCAAAAAAUGGUAUGACUAAUUUAGAAGAUGCAUUUAUAAAACUUCGUAUUGCAACUGGUGUUACAAAAACAGAUGAUGUACUUGAUCGUUUUUUGGGACAACUUGCAACUAAAGAAAAACUACAAAAAAUGCGUACAACAACUGAGGAUGAAAAAAUGUUACUUGAAAAACAACGUCAAAAAUUAAAUGCUGAAAUUGAAAUGCUUAAAUUUUCAGAAACAAAAAAUGCUGAUGAAAAUGCUGAGGAAUUAUUAAAAUUUAAUAAAAAAACUAAAAAUGAACUGCAACGUCAAAGUAAUGCCGAAAUAAAAAAUGAUAAAACACGAGAAAUUUUAAAUGAUAUAACCAAAGCACUCAAAAAAUUUUGCAAUAUGUUUAUGUUUAAUGGUGAAACAGAUAAUUGUGAAAAAUUAUCAGAUGAAUUAGUGGCUGAUCCUCAGGUACUUUUAAAAAUUGUUGGAGAAAAAAUUAAUGUAACUAUUGAUUUGAUGGGUGGUGAAGAAAAAUAUUUGGAUUGGAUUGAUGAUAUGGCAGUUGAUAAACUUGAUAUAGCUUCAAUUGGAUCAAAAACUGAUACAGAAAAAAUUAUUGUUACAAAUGAUAAACCACUUUUUCCACGUUUUCCUGGUGCACCAACACCUGCUGGUCAAGCAGUUUUAUCAGAAGACGAAGAUGAAGUACCAACUAGAAGUAUUCUCAAGAGACAGGCUCAACUACUUGUUGAUACGAAAAGUCGUCGUAAAGGAUUCAAUUUUAGAAGAUAAAUUUUAUUAUAAAAAUUAUAUUAUUGUCUUUUGUUUUUUAUUAAAAAAAUAAACAAAUUUUGUAAAAUUUAUAUUAAAUUAUAUAAAAUGAAUAAUUAUGAAAAUAUAAAAUCAGUUUCUUCAAA